AUGGGGCAUGCGCAGUCUCGUCUACAGCGCGAUUCCCAGCAGAGGCGCGCUCGUCGCAACCCGGGUACGUCCGGCCAGUCGAGAUCUUCCUCGCCGGCAGCCUCGUCUACAAACGCAGAGAACAGGGGCGUAGCUGAUGCUCAUCCUCAUGGGGGAAGCCGCAAGCGACGUCGGUGUUCUGCCUCUCCUGAUCCUCAGACCGCUUUGACACAUCAAGAUCCGCCUCUGACUCAACGACGCAGAACGACUCAGGCCUCCAGCAGCAGCGUCACCAGCGAUGCCAUCACAGUUGCCCAAUCAACAGCGGCAGCAAGUGAUGCGAUGCAGGUGGAUGAGGUACCCUCCUCGAGUGCAACCUCAACUUCUCUGCAACCAACAGCCGGUCCACAAGCCACAGCAAACAACGCAACAGCAGCACCAUCGUCUCAGUCCGAUUUUCAGCAGAGAUUCAAUGCCAUUCAGUCAGGCAACGCCUCGCCCUCCGAAGGCGACAGUGGCGCCACGCCUCCUCCGUACCUUGAUGCAUUACGCCAAGAGCGAGAGCGUGCUCGUCGACAAAUCCUCGAGGCCUUAGGCGCUGCAGCACCCGCAGUUGCCGCCGCAUCUGCACCAUCGACGACAGAUCAAUUAACCACAGCGCCAGCCCCGCUUCCAUCAACUACCCCGAACACAGCAGCUCUGCCCUCGCAAACGAUGGCCUCUGCGACCAUCGCUGCCUUGCUUGGAGCUAUGGCGACUGGCCAUGCACCACCGGGCAUCCCAGCCAUCCCUAGUCAGACAGAUUCGGCGACAACAUCCCAGUCGACGGCUGAAGCUGCGGCCGCUCCUGCUACCGGAACGACGUCUGCCUCUGGCUCCCAGGCUCAGCAACAGCAGGAUCCUUCUGGCCCUAGAUCACAAGCCAUCCGUAUUCCUUUGCAGCCGGAAAUGAUCAACGGUACUUCCAUGGUGGUCCAAGGUGCACUCGUCGCUCGAACUAUUCCCAACCGCGCUGCUUCUGUCACAGACGAUUCUGCACCAACUUCAGCUACCAGACAGGAGGCGGAUCAGCAAGCGGGUUCGAGUGCAGCAACCGCAGUCCCACCUGCAUUCGGCGAGUCGCAAAGCUCAGCCGGUAGCUCUGCAAGACGACCCGAUGCAGCCGGAUUGACACCGGAUGGCGAAGAUACGCGAGGUGCUGUGACGCUGGAGGAGCAGGCAGUCAUGCUCAGCCGCAUUUUGGGCAUUGCAGCUGCAGCUACUGCUGCCUCGUUGCUCAACACGUCCGAGUCUCACCAUGUGGAUCCCUCUUUACUUCAAACCAGUCUUCGUCGUCCUUUCGAACGACGCAUGAAUCAGACUUCAACCGACCGCAACGAGCGAUGGCUCGGUGAUUGGCAGCGUUCGCGUCCCAGCACCGAAAGAGCUGCUUCCUCCGGCUCAGGCGAUGACACAAGUGGACUGCAGCAGAGCGGCGCGGGUACUGUCGCAGGUCUCGGCAACGGCCUUCGUCGCCGGUUGUCGGCUCUGUCACGUCGAGUCAGUAGUUCCACCCUCAGCUCCGUUCCGCCGAACCAAGACGCUCCAACGUCUCCCUCGGGCACUACCGCUGCUUCUGCCACUGACACCGACGCUGCCAACACAGUGAUCUCAAGGCAGCAAGAGAUCAUUGCUCAUCUUCUCAGUGCAGCAGAACGCCAAGCCGCUUCGCAACGUCGAGGCCGGGUUGAUUCUGCUCAGGAGCCAUCGACCAGAGCAACUUGGUCAGAAGCCGUUCGAUCGCGCUCUUCGAGUCUCAGCUCGUCGCAACCACAGACCACGUCUUGGCAAGAGAAUUCGCCUCGAAGCAGCCUCUCUCGGCUUGUUCGAUCGACCAUCGGCACAUUCAUGCACCCAGGCCGCCUUCUGCCCGGUCGCUCCCGUUCGGACGGUCCGUCGCCGGCGAGUUCCGAAAGCACUCGAGAUGGUUGGACAACUGCGGGCCGAGCUUCUGGCUCCACUGCCGCACCGUCAUCAGAGUUUCCGCUUGGUAGCAAUGAUGUUGCGGGCACGCUGCGUCAGGUUCGAAAUGGCGUUCUACCCGACGGCGUGCCGGGCAGUUUCGGCAGCUUUCUCAACCAUCUGGUGCGCGAUCUGAUGGCUGCUGUACAGCUGAUGCGGCCCUCGAGCGAAGUUCCAUUGGAGCGAUCUGAGGCUCAGACAACCAACUACUUUGAACACGCUACGCACCGUGACACAACCUCUGGAGCCGAGGUUUUGGACGGAGAAGGCGGUGAGGCCACUGCUACGGCCAGCUCGACUACGACCGCAGGAACCUCGCAUGCACAGGCUCAGCAAGGCUACACUUCAAAUUCGGGCCCCAACGAGACACGCGACUCUUCGCAGACCAACACUGAGCGAGUAGACGGCGAGACACAGGCUAGGCGUGAACGAGACUUUCAGAAUGGCAAUCUCUCUUUCUUCCGUCUCUUCCGAUUUGAUCCUGUUGCUCCAUCGCAGCUGGUCCCAUGCAUUGUCGUCGGUGUACGCAGUCUCAACGUCACUGAGCGUUUCGGCGAGGAGAUGCUUGGCGCAAGAGCUGCAGGUCCCGGACGGGAGUUCAAUGGUUCGCGUCAACAGACUUGGCAACCCACCACACUAGGUUCUGAUCGACCGACAACCUCAACGUUCCGUCAGCGAGCUCAAUCAGAGGGCGCCCAAGCUGCUCCCACCACUGCAGCUUCCGCUUCAGCACCUUCGGCACCUUCGGAUGGAGAAGCAGCAGAUACAAAUGGCCAAGAGCUGCCUGCAUCGCGUUUCAUGCUUUUCGUCUCUGGCGGCCGCUACCCACCCAAUCACCCUCUGCUGACCUCGAACCCAGCCACAGCAGGUCGUGAUUUGAUGAUACUAAUGGACCUGCUGAGCACCAUGCAGGCAAUGCAGCACAAGCCCAGCACGGUGACACAACAAGAGAUUGACGCAAGCGAGCUUCGCAAGAUCAAAGGCUCCGAGGUGGCUGCUUUGGUUCGAUCCGGUGACAUUACCGAAAACAUGGCAGAGCGCUGCUUGGUCUGUCUGGAAGACUGGAAGGAUGACGACGAAUGCCGCAUCAUGGCUUGCAAGCAUGCUUUCCACACUCUCUGCGUCGACAAAUGGAUGUCAAAGUCUUCCAACACUUGUCCCAUGUGUCGUCGCCAGGGUGUUGCCAAAGACGGUCGACAUGCCGAUCAAGAGACGGCCGAUUCGCAGCGAGCAGCACAGGCCUGA
This is a messenger RNA of Ustilago hordei, 3225 nucleotides long. RefSeq lists its product as uncharacterized. NCBI's taxonomy places the organism in Eukaryota, Fungi, Basidiomycota, Ustilaginomycetes, Ustilaginales, Ustilaginaceae. The transcript has a single exon. The record is from RefSeq and is a predicted model, not a curated record. Bases 1 to 3225 code for a protein of 1074 amino acids.